This is a messenger RNA of Trametes versicolor FP-101664 SS1, 306 nucleotides long. RefSeq lists its product as uncharacterized. NCBI's taxonomy places the organism in Eukaryota, Fungi, Basidiomycota, Agaricomycetes, Polyporales, Polyporaceae. The record is from RefSeq and is a predicted model, not a curated record. The transcript is spliced from 5 exons. Bases 1 to 306 code for a protein of 101 amino acids.
AUGCCUUUCAACCUCAGGCUGAAGAACUACAUGGUUUUUGCUUCAAUCUUCAAACUGAACAAAGGAGAACGGCGGUUUAUCCGCUGGCGGGAUUUCACCAGAGCCAUGGACCAUGUGGGUUUCGACUACUGUAAGGAGCCCGGGACAAUGAGGGUCUUCAAGUCGCGUAGUUUGGAACUCAAGUCCAGCCUUCACUGGCGCGAGCCUAAGGACGGCGUUUUAACCCCCCGCGAUCAAAAGGACUUGGCUGCCAAAAUGACCGAACGGCUCGCCUGGAAGGCCGCUUCCUUCAAGUUGCAGAACUAA